Molecule: messenger RNA, 3164 nt
Organism: Schistocerca piceifrons (Central American locust)
Lineage: Eukaryota; Metazoa; Arthropoda; Insecta; Orthoptera; Acrididae
Exons: 18
Coding region: 193-2223 (676 amino acids)
Biological process (GO): cell differentiation; regulation of transcription by RNA polymerase II; anatomical structure morphogenesis
Molecular function (GO): RNA polymerase II cis-regulatory region sequence-specific DNA binding; DNA-binding transcription factor activity, RNA polymerase II-specific
Source: RefSeq, a predicted model, not a curated record
GCGUCGAGAAGUGUCAUAUUGCAUGAACAAAAAAUAUUUAGCGAAUUUUUAAUGGAUAAUGAAGACUUAAAUGAACAAAUAAAUCUUUUGAGUUUAUGUUUUUAUUCAGGCGAAGGGCCUAGAAAAAGCAGAACGUGAUCUCGUCUGUGCAGUUGUGAUGUCGCUUCAAUAAAAGAACCCUCCUUGUACAUCAUGGAAUCGGAUAAUGAUGUAACAGAGAUGUUGGAAGUACCUGGCCACUUUCAAAAGCCUCACCAGAUAUUUAUUUCGGAGCAAGCUGACUGGUCAUUUGAAAAUAGUGCUCAGGAGGAAACUGAUCCUUUAUGCAUUGAAGAAGAUCAGGACGGCAAGAAUCUGGGAGGAGGAGAGAAACGACCCACGGUGUGGCCGCCGGUGAAAAAUCGUGUUAUUAAAGAAGAGCCAGUCAAGCGAGCCGACGUGAAUUUUCCACCGUUGGAUUUGACUGUGAAGCGAGAAAAGGGUGCCGCGGAUUCGCCACCAAGUGAUGGAUUCAGAGUGUCUGCUAUUCCUCAUGUUAAAGAGAUACAUCAUUCGACAGUUGUCACGUCCGACAGUACAGGAAUUAUACCAGCAUCGGAGCGUGCCAUAGGUGUUGGAACUGUGAAGGCGGAGCCCUCGUCACCUCUGCCACCUUACGUCAGUUAUGUCGGCAACACGGGGCCGGGAAGCUCUUUGAGAGAUGGAGAGGGUACUGCAGCCUUCCUAGAAAAAGAAGACGAUGACGAAGUCGAGGUGGUACCCCACAAUCCAGUUGUCUGUCCUGCGCACGCCAGGAAACGGAUAGUGUAUUCCCAGAUGCUCACUAUGGCUAUCAUGGAUUCCCCAAACUGGCGCAUCUCGUUGCGUGAGAUCUAUAGAUACACCAGGAGGAACUUCCCGUGUGUCAGGUAUCGGAACAACUGGGAGAAUUCCAUCAGGCACAUCCUGUCCAUCAGCCCACUCUUCGUGAAGGCGCAGCGCACACCCAAGCGCAAUGCCCACUAUUGGUCAGUCGUGCCUUCGUUCGCGGACACACUGCGGGAGAACUUCAGCUCGCCCAACCAGUACUGCUGCAAGUGGCAGCUGGUGAACCGACUGCAGCGCCACUGCACCCAGACACUGCCUCGCAAGCGGCCGCCGCAGUAUGCCCAGGGCCGGCUCUGCGAGCCCUCUACCCGUUGCAAAACGAGCAAGAGCUCAUCAUCCACUCGGAAGAAAACUCCACACAGUUCGUCGGGAGACAGCCGUCGCGUAGGUCCGAGGAAGCCACAACGUCCAAAUUUGGCCACGUCCGUUGCACACUUUAAAACUGAAACAAGGGACGAGUUGGACUGGGGCUCAGAAGAUUUUCUCGGCCAUGCACCGCCCCUCAAACCGCUCAUUGCACGGGCCAUCAUGCUGUCCCCGUACAGGCACGUACCGUUAUCGGUGAUCUACGCAUACUGCAUAAGGCACUGCCCGUACUACAAGAACUACAGGUGGCAGUGCCAGAUGCUCAUUAAGAGCAUCCUGGCCAGUGAGGCGUGUUUCAAGAGGCUGUCACAGGAGGAUGACAACAGGACGGACUACUGGACAUUUGAUAUGCGAUACAAGGAUUUGUUGGAAAGAGACACCUGCAAGCCACCAGGUGACGAUCUCGAUGCUGCGUACCGUAACAUCUGGGAGCACGAUCACGGACUUUACCCCAAGCGGUUGGAAUCGCAUCUGGACGAGACCGACAGCACCGGGCAGUGCUUCCGUCCCGUCAGCUCACCCGACAGCCAGCUCACGGACACGGCCUCUGAGUCCGGCUCGGAUACUGACGAAGUCCCGAGCCUGCUACAGGGGCUGUCGCAGAGCUGUCCUCCUGACACUGGACGCAGUGGAGGAGGUGCGACGAACGGAAAUAGGUCGACGAUAGGUGACGGUGGAAGUGGACGCGGGUGUAGUCCAAAGCAAACCAGCGUGUGCGACUCCUAUCUGGAAACCCUCCCGAGACACAAGAAGCAGCAUUCGGGUUAUCUAUUUGUGGACCAACCCACUGAUGUGCUGGACAUUAAAGAGGAACCGCUCCCUGAAGAAUUACCCAUGGUAGACAUUUAUACUGAAGAAAACGGAGAACAAACGCCAAGCAUGUGUACUACACUUCUGGAUGCUGAUGUCUUCAGACCAGUGAAAAUCAAACAAGAGAAGGACGAAUAUCUCGUUCCUGUUAAAUAUGAAAUGGUUGAUACUCUGUGCUAAUACUGCUGUGAAGUUGCAAGGGAAAUAGAUCCUACUGGAAAGGAGAAUUUUUGGACUGUUUACAUCUGAAUGGUGACCAACCUGUGGUUUCUGAUCAGCAGAAAGAAGACAGAACAUUCCUCAAUCAUUGACAGCUGUGAAAAAUGUGGGUCAGUUCAACUCGCUGAAACUUACCACUGAAAAGUGUUACAAGAAGUGGGAGAAGUAUUCUGGUAGGUUUCACAAAUUGUACACCGAAAUGUUCUCAGAUGAGAGAGUCAUUUUCCAAAAGUGUUACAUAAACUCGGUAGGUUAAUGUAAUGAAAGUCUGAUGGUGUAUUACUUGUACACAUGACAAGUGAGCAGGUGACAGUUUGAAAGUUUACUGGAAGUUUUGGCACAUUACUCGUGCACUCGACAGAUAAGCAAGUGACAUUUUCAAAUUUUACUGGAAGUUUCAUGGUGUUAAGCAAACAGUUAUUUGUCGCAAACUGUAAAUAUUAAGGAAAUGGGUAUCUUGAUCAGGAAUCUAUUCAUCCAGAUAUUAUUGUUUACCAGAUGGAGUUACCCACUAGUGUGUUGGUAAUCCAGAAUUACUGAACUGUAAUAACAUAUAUUGUACUCUCAGCAUGAGGAGAAAUUUUCCACGAAUAUUAACAUGAUACAGUUGUCUUCCAGUGUGAUGGAACUGAAGAAAUGAAUGUUUUGGAAAGUACUUGCCUCAGAUUUGUAGCCAGAGUAGUAAUAUACUUUGUGUAAAAGAGAUGAUUGAGGUUUGAGGUACAGUGUGGAGUCACUUUGAGUUGAUUAGUGAAGUGGUUAAUGUAUGGGAUUCAUGUUCGGAAGCAGUGGCAUUUAGUUACCAUCUAGUUUUAGGUUUUUGUUGGUUGAAUCAAUUGGGGCACAAUGUCCAUUGUUACCAAUAAAAGUAAGGCAUGUUUGCAUUUGUUUAUGAUUAUUAA